Molecule: messenger RNA, 2265 nt
Organism: Hyalella azteca
Lineage: Eukaryota; Metazoa; Arthropoda; Malacostraca; Amphipoda; Hyalellidae
Product: serpin B6
Exons: 1
Coding region: 2-1393 (463 amino acids)
Molecular function (GO): serine-type endopeptidase inhibitor activity
Source: RefSeq, a predicted model, not a curated record
GAUGGCGGGGUGCAACUUUUAUCGAAGAUGGGCGAGCUUUGUGCUGCUCCUCUCCUGCAUCUCGACAUCUACUGCUUGUAUUGUUUCAUCUAUAGGUGGAGGAAGUCUAUUGUACCAGUCAAGAUAUGGCGCUGUAACUUCCGGAAUUAGCCGCCCGGAACCCACAACUAACGACCGACCCACACAAUUCGAACCUAGCCAGAAUUCCUACGGUGACGGGCACGAUAGAUUCGGCCAAGCAACACCCAGCGACUAUUCAGCGGCACAUGGAAUUCAAGAGUUCACUCAAGAGCUAAUUUUAACUUUCCGAAAUUUAGGCAUUAGUGAUAAUGUGGUUUUUUCUCCGAUCAGUGUUGCCAGCCUUUUGUCUCUGCUAACUCUAGGAACGAAAGGAGUUACAUCUCAAGAAAUUGUAAGGGCCUUGGGUUUAUCGAACUCUGAUAACUCUACCGCAUACCACUCUCAGUACGAAUUUAUUUUGCGACGACUCAACUACGAUACAAAUAAUGUCAUCAUAAACACUGUUAGUCGUAUUUUCGUAGAAGAAACCACCCCUGUCAGUGAAACUUUCGUAUCGCAGGCUGGUGAACAUUACAACUGCACCGUAAGCUUCGAAAAUUUCCGUGAACGGCCCGUCCAAACCCAGACUCGCGUCAACCAGUGGGUGGAGGAUGCAACGCAAGGUAAAAUAAAAGACUUCAUCUCGUCUCCUUUUAGCCCAGACACCACAUUUGUAGCAGCCAAUACCAUUUAUUUCAACGGUGCUUGGGAAACUCCUUUUCCAGUAGACUUCACGAUGGAAGGCCAAUUUGACACGGGAGUGAGGAACAUCAGCGUUCCUAUGAUGACCAACGUAUUUGACACCAAACACUAUUAUAGCCGUGAAUUCAACCUCGACAUCACUGCCAUCCCGUGCGUUGGUGGAGAACUUUCAAUGAUAAUCAUCUUGCCCAGAGAAUCUCCGCGAGUCAAGUCUAUCCAGGCACUUGAGAGACAGCUUGACCCCAACGCAAUAAGAGAGCUAAUCUCAAAAAUGAAGAAAACCACGGUCUCCCUCUCUCUUCCUAGAAUGCGUUUGAACAUGAAGACCAACAUGGUUUCCAGCUUGAAACAACUUGGCAUCAACAGCAUAUUCUCCCCCACGACAUCUGAUUUCAGUGGACUGACGAGUAAGAAGCCAAUUUGGAUCAGCGAGUUCCUCCACGAAGCCAUCGUGGAGAUCACCGAAACCGGUACCGUUGCUGCUGCCGCCAGUGGAGCAAUGAUAAACCGCAUGGGAGGACAUAGACGUAUCAACGUCAACAAACCUGCCAUAAUGUUCAUUAAGGACAACGUGACACGUCUGCCUAUCUUCUGGAUGCGGCUUGUUGAACCAGAUAGGGUUGAGUCAUAAACAGGUACCGAUUGGUGUAAUGAAAAUUCUCCAAUGGUUUGCUCUCUGCUUCAUCAAUGCAAAUCAUGUCGAAGUGCAAAAUUUCUGAGUGAGAGUAUUAGAUAAACCCUAACUUAUUUUAUUUGUGUGAGAAUUUACAGAAACAUCAUUCCUGGUACAUCUGCCGAUAGCUAACUUAUUUAAAAGCAUUUAUUGAUCUCUUAGAUCGCCAUAAUUAAGCAUGCGUCGGAUUUUUAUUUUCGCAGGAUCAUUUUUAAGAUUUCUAGACCAAUUUUUUGUACACAGAAAAAUCAUUGGACUGCUGGGAAUCUUGACCAUGAAAUGUUUGCGCGUUUCGUUUAGUUUAUUGCACUAAGAGAAAUGUAUCGAUGGGGUAAAAUGUCAUUCGACAAAAACAAUUUUCACAAUUGAAACUUUAGCUCCAGCUUCAGUUGAAUUUUGCUCUGAAAAAAAUUACAUAGUCAAUUUACUUGAAAAGAACAUUCUUUUCUCUUAAUUUUGAGCUAAGCUGAUAUACGUUUUGCUUAAAUUUAUGUGUUAAAAUAUCAUAAUAAAUAUUUAAAAUACUCAGUUAAUUUACUUAAAAAGAGCAUUCUUUUCUAUAAAUUUGGAGAUAAUUUAAUGUGCCUUUUGGCUAAAAUUCUUAUUAAAAAUAUCAAAAUCGAAAUUAAUAACACAUGGUCAAUUUAUUUUAAAUGAGCGUUCUUUACUCUAAAUUUUGAGCUAAACUAAUGUGCAUUUUGGCUAAAGGUACGAAUUAAAAAAAUUAAAAAUACGUAGUCAAUUUACUUAAACAAGGGCAUUAUAUUCUCUAAAUUUAGAGCUAAAAUAAUGUGCGCUUUGGCUUAAUUUACCUGUUAAAUAUAUUAAAA